AUGGCAGAAAAUGUGGAAGACAAAGCAGAGGCAACCCAGGCAUCAAUUGCUAGCAAAAGAAAUUUUGGAAGUUCAAAGCAAUCUUCAGGCGCUGGUACAGGUCCCCGUAAUUGUAGUUGGACUGCUCUUCAGCAACAUAUCUCUGAUUUUGAUGUUAAUAAGGAUGGUAUCCUUUAUCCCUGGGAGACAUAUGCAGGACUUCGGGGUAUCGGAUGGAAUGUAAUUGCCUCUACCAUCUUGACUAUUGUUUUCAACGUCACAUUCAGUUAUGCUUCUCUCCCGGGAUGGGUUCCUUCUCUUCUGUUUCCUGUAUACAUUGAGAACAUCCAUAAAAACAAGCAUGGAGAUGAUACAGAAAAUUAUGACAAAAAAGGAAGUUUCUUCUCAGAUGAUUUUGAAAUGUUGCUGAGCAGCCUGUGUCCUCCUAAAUCACCCAACAAGCUCAAACUGACAGAGCUUUGGAAGAUGCCCGUACAUAUCAUCCUGUGGAUAAAAGAGAAGAUGGGAUGGACAGCUCUGUAUUUUUUGGCCAGGCUAGAAGCUAUUUCCCUGUCAAAAGAGGCUGACGAUUUCGAUAGAACUUUGUACAUGACUAGGAAGCAAGAAGAGACAAAAGUGAAGACCAGCUGA
Coffea eugenioides is the source of this 630-nucleotide messenger RNA. RefSeq names its product peroxygenase 1-like. The coding region runs from base 1 to 630 and encodes 209 amino acids. Lineage: Eukaryota; Viridiplantae; Streptophyta; Magnoliopsida; Gentianales; Rubiaceae. The transcript has 6 exons. The record is from RefSeq and is a predicted model, not a curated record. Gene Ontology annotation, molecular function: calcium ion binding; monooxygenase activity.